Molecule: messenger RNA, 783 nt
Organism: Prinia subflava (tawny-flanked prinia)
Lineage: Eukaryota; Metazoa; Chordata; Aves; Passeriformes; Cisticolidae
Product: C-signal-like
Exons: 6
Coding region: 16-783 (255 amino acids)
Cellular component (GO): cytoplasm
Molecular function (GO): oxidoreductase activity
Source: RefSeq, a predicted model, not a curated record
GCAGAGGCUGGGGACAUGGCUGCGCUGGCUCGGAGCGUCCUGGUGACAGGGUCCAGCCGGGGCAUUGGACUGGAGCUUGUGCGGCAGCUGGCCGCCAGCCCCUGGCCCCCCCAGCACAUCUUUGCCACCUGCCGCGACCCCAAAGGUCCAAGAGGGAAGGCCCUGCAAGAAUUAGCUGCCCAGCACUCCAGCAUCAAACUGGUCCAGCUAGACACAGUGAGUUUGCCCAGCAUCCAAGGGGCCGUGCAGGCUGUGGGGUAUCAUCUGAAGGACCAGGGCUUGAACCUGCUCAUCAACAAUGCAGGCAUCAGCUCCCACGCCACACUGCGCUCUCUGGACUUGCAGGAGAUGCUUGAUGUGUUUGCCACCAAUGUAGUUGGGCCACUCCAGGUUGUCAAGGAAUUUCUGCCGCUCCUGGAGCAGGCUGCAAAGGGCACAGGAAAGGAGAGUCUGAGCUGCAGCAGGGCCGCUGUCAUCAACAUCUCCACCAAACUGGGCUCCAUCGGGCUGUGCCUCAGGGUGCCAGAGGCCCCCAUGUACCCAUACCGGGCCAGCAAGGCUGCCCAAAACAUGGUGACAAGGUGCUUGGCUGCAGAACUCCAGGACAAGGGGAUCUUGUGCGUGGCCAUCCAUCCUGGCUGGGUGAAGACUGACAUGGGCACAGAGGAGGCGCCACUGACAGUGGAGCACAGCGUGAGGGGCAUCCUGACUGUGCUGGGCAGCCUCUCACAGGACACCUCUGGAGCCUUCCUCGACUGGGAAGGGAACAGCCUGCCCUGGUGA